This is a messenger RNA of Rubroshorea leprosula, 2033 nucleotides long. NCBI's taxonomy places the organism in Eukaryota, Viridiplantae, Streptophyta, Magnoliopsida, Malvales, Dipterocarpaceae. The record is from the annotation of a GenBank genome assembly.
CCAAAUCCCACACCCUCAAGAGUCGUGAAAUGGAGGACCAAGUUCCCUACUUCAACUUCCUUCUCACCCUUCUCUUCUUCAUAGUCAUGGUCUGGAGAAUAUGGAGAAAAUCCGUAAACCAUGGCUGCUCAUCAAAGCUACCUCCUGGACCACGAAAACUCCCUCUGAUAGGAAACCUCCACAAUUUUGUUGGCAUUCUUCCUCAUCACUGCCUAAGAAACUUGGCCAAGAAAUAUGGCCCUAUCAUGCACCUACAACUUGGUGAAGUCUCGACCUUUGUCAUCUCCUCAAUUGAAACUGCUAAAGAUGUGAUGAAAACUCACGACCUCAUUUUCGCUAGCAGGCCAAGUUUCCCUUCCCUGAAGUUACUUACUCAUAACUUUACAAACAUUGAACUUGCGCCAUAUGGAGACUACUGGAGACAGGUGAGGAAGAUUUGCACAACAGAGCUGCUAAAUCCAAUGCGGGUGCGAUCAUUCAAAACAAUCAGAGAAGAGGAGUUGCUCCAUUUGAUCCAUGCAAUGAGGCCUAAAUCAAGGAGGCUGCAUCACAAAGUAGAUGAGAUUCUUGAAAACAUCAUUAUGGAACAUAGAGCUAAGAGAGCUACCGGAUGGACUGAAGCAGAUGAUCUUGUUUAUAUACUUUUGGAUCUUCAGGACCAUGGAGAACUUGAAAUUCCCUUAACAACAGACAAUAUUAAAGCUGUUAUCAUGGAUUUAUUUUCGGGUGGUGGUGACUCAUCAAAUACUGUUCUAGAAUGGGCAAUGGCAGAAAUGCUGAAAAACCCCAUAUGGGAAGAGGAGGACGCAAAGGAACUUAAAAGGAUGAUUGAGAAUGUGACGAUCACACCUGGCCAACCGGACAAAUGGGAAUGGAUUCAUAGCAUCAAUGGUCAUUACUCAACAAAAACAGCUUACUUGAUGUUAGUAAAACAAAGAAGAGAGCUGGAGGAAGCUGAAUUAUUCAAAAGAAUAUGGAGCAAGAUUCUCCCAAGCAAAGUUGCAGCUUUCAACUGGAAAGUAAUGCUGGACAGAAUUCCAACAAAGACAAACUUGCUCAAAAGAGGAAUUGCCAAAGAUACAGAAGAUACAAAGUGUGUUCUGUGUGAGAACGAGGAUGAAGACUCUAACCAUCUGUUCUUGAAUUGCAGUAUAGCUAGAAGCAUGGACCACAAGCUCACGGAUCUCAGAAGGAUGGGAUUGCAUAUGGAACUCAUUUAUUUGGUCAGUAUGGAUGGCCCGAAAUGGAAAGGUGUUCCAGAAUUUGAAGGCCUCCAUGAAUUAAAGUACCUUAACCUUGUUAUCAAAGAAACCUUGAGAUUACACCCUGCUGCUCCUUUGCUGGCCCCAAGAGAAAGUAGAGAGAGAUGUGAGAUUGAUGGAUACGAGAUACCUGAAAAAUCCAGAGUCGUAAUCAAUGCAUGGGCAAUUGGAAGGGAUCCCAAAUAUUGGACUGAAGCUGACAAGUUCUUUCCCAACAGAUUCUUGGAUAGCACAGCUGACUACAAGGGAAGUAACUAUGAAUUUAUACCAUUUGGUGCUGGGAGGAGGAUGUGUCCUGGCAUUUCAUUUGCCACUGCCACUAUUGAGCUCGCAGUUGCAAAUUUACUGUACCAUUUUGAUUGGAAACUUCCUGAUGGAAAGACGUCGGAAGAUCUAGAUAUGACUGAGGUUUUCAGCACUGUGGGAAGAAAAAAAAUUGAUCUAUGCGUAAUUCCCAUUCUUAUCAUCCCACAAAUUGAGUGAUACUUUUGUGGCAUCAAAACACAUGAUUUCUUCAUCUAGUGUGGAUCAAGUUUCUCUUCAUCGGUCUUCCUUUCUUGUCUGUAGACUUGUCGCAAGUUGGCAUGAACUAGUACUCAUUUCAUCCUUCUCUACUUCUUGUGUGGUCUUUGUGCUGUCCGGAGUUCAAAGAUUGUUCUGCCUUUAAAUUCCAUGGAACAGCUAGCUGGAUUUGUAAUUUUAAUUACUUCUUGUAUCUUAUAUGUUAUGAAAACGCUUCUUGCCGAUGAUAAAUAAAAGAAAGGGUUCAUG